Molecule: messenger RNA, 2406 nt
Organism: Esox lucius (northern pike)
Lineage: Eukaryota; Metazoa; Chordata; Actinopteri; Esociformes; Esocidae
Product: KH homology domain-containing protein 4
Exons: 14
Coding region: 243-2018 (591 amino acids)
Cellular component (GO): nucleus
Molecular function (GO): RNA binding
Source: RefSeq, a predicted model, not a curated record
UCAAGAAAGUGGUUUCUCUAAAGUUGUGGUUACCCGCUGAUACUACCCUCCAAGAGAAUAUUGUAGUGGAACAGGCCAGAAAAGCUUACUAGAGAAUGCCGAGGCCUACUAACGCUACAAACAUGCUAACUUAGGUAGCUGGCGUUGGCGCAUGGUGGGGUCGUUCUGAGCUACAAAUUGGGUGCCUAACCAGCAGCAGCAGAUGGGAUCAACCAGCUCAGCCCAAAACGAGGGUAGAUGUCAUGCAAGGCUUCGCUUCCGCCGUGGUGACGGCCCCGUCCUGCACGUCGGCCACUGCUGCCCCUCCAACAGCCCAGCAGACCCCGCAGAGGGACCUGCCUGCAACGCAGGGUGGUGGUGUGGAGAUGGCUGCCGCCAUGGCUGCAAAGAUUAAUGCUAUGCUAAUGGCCAAGGGAAAACUGAUGGUUGCCCCUCCACUUCCUGGGAAGACCCCUGUAUGUUUGCCAGCUGUCGGUGGAGGAGAUGAGACUGUGGUGACAGAGGUGGACAUCAAUGACGUGCCCAUCAACAGCAGAAACCUGCUCACUAAAGGAAAAACACAGGAGGAGAUCCGACAGUUCAGCGGUGCGGUGGUCUCAACCAAAGGCCAUUACAUGAGCAAUGCAGAGAAGUCCCAUGGAAAAGGAGUAGAAAGGCCUUUGUAUUUGCACAUCCAGGGAAAGAGUCAAGAAGAGGUGAAUAAGGCAGUCCUGAGGAUAAAGGAGAUCAUCUCUGAGGAUGUGUUGAGGACUGCUGCCGCGCUGGGGUCCCAACUGAGACCCGUCAUGCCCCCCCUGCCCAUCUACCCCCAGCCCCCCCGACCUGUGGCUGCCCCCCAUCCGCACAUACCCAGAAUGCCCAGCGUCAACCCCCCAAUGCCCCAUGGACACCGGCCCACUGCUCCUCACCAAGGGAGUUUUGUGCACGCCAAGAUCUUUGUGGGCCUGGACCAGGCCCUGCCCUCCUUCAAUGUGAACGAGAAGGUGGAGGGUCCAGGGGGGACCUACCUGGGCCACAUCCAGACUGAGACGGGGGCGCGGGUCUUCCUCCGGGGGAAAGGCUCUGGGUACAUCGAACAGGCCUCGAGGCGGGAGUCCUUCGAGCCGCUCUACGUCUACAUCAGCCACCCGAACUCAACAGGGCUGGAGGCAGCGAAGAAGCUCACCGAGAGCCUGUUGGAAACCGUGAGAGCCGAACACGCCCGCGCCGUGUCCGUCUACACCGUGACCGGCUCCACCCAACCAUUCCCAGCUCACGGAUACCCAGCUAAUAGCACUUACUCUAACCAGGGCUGGUAUGGCAGCGGCUACCCGCCGAGCUGUAACGGGACGGGGCUGCCCGGGGGCCACGCUGCCUCCGCCGGCUACCCCUCGGCGCCUGGACCCGCCUCUGGCUAUUGGAGUAGUGGUGCUAUUGGUCAGCAGCCCUGUCAAUCUAACCUGUCGACAAACCCUCCAUCUUCUCAGGCUAUGGUUCAGUAUCCGGUCUGUCCCAGGACGACGCACCCAUACCUCGUGCAGGACCCUGGGUGUAGUGACCAGACCGAGGGGGACGUGUCGACGUCCAGCCCGACAGGGAGCCCCAAACGACGCUUCCAUGAGGAGACCGGGGACAAGCAGGGCCCUCUGCCUGACCGCAGCUCGCCUGAACCCUCUGUGAGAGCGACGGCUCCAGCUCUUCCUCCACAAACUGGUCCCAGUCUGGAAGAGCCUGAACGGGUGUUGAUGCCUCCACCUCCCCCUGUGUUUGUGGUCCCUGGCCCUGUGGCCCGGAAGAGACCCAGAGAGACAGCUGUCCCAUUGGUCCUGCCCACCCAGCCUCCCAGCAUCCCCGCAUCACACGGUCGCCCCGAGGAGGUGCCGGUGAAGAAGACCAAGGCAGUGGAGAAGCCUUCGUCAGACCUGGUGCCGUAUGGUAGGGGAGUCAUGGACUCCUCCUGCCUAGUUCCCUACGGGGGGGACUCCUCUGAUGAGGAAGAGGAGAGGACUCGUGGGAGCAGUAAGACGGCUAACUCCUAACCCCCUCACCCCACGGUUCUUAGUUUCUGGGUUGCAGUAAUCGGUGGUGGGUCAGAGUCCCAGUAGCUCUGCUGUCACCAUGGAGGGCUCUACUGUGGCGCCUUGGUCCAGAGUGUUGCCUGGCUACAGCCCUGUGGCCAGAUUCACAGGCAUGCUACAGUAUCAUGUUAUCACAGUUAAUAAAGACAGUUUUCAUUAAGGUAACAGUUUUAUUUUUAAGUUUUUUAAAAGCUUGUGGUGUCGUCCAUCCAUGACUGAGCCUGUUCUACAGUGAUUGUUCUCUCCAACCUGCUUUGCACCUGUUGACUAUUACGAUUAUAUUGUAUAUAAUGGAAAAAUGGUGUGAAUCUGUUCCCAUGGAAUACUGUAAUAAAAGGAUUAGGAAAUG